ACAAACCUGAAAUUAAUCUUUGUAACCCAUUACAGCCUGGGAGGGACCGAAACCCGGUCACUCUGGGAUCCCCACAAGUAGAGGGUACAUCACCUGAACCCUUUGAUUUCACCGCGGGUGGCUCCCAGCUCCGUUCUCCACCGGAGCGCUCCAAGCCCCCACGCCGUGGCCCAAGGCUCCCCCUGCCCGCCGGCCCCCCGGCGCACCGCCCAGCUGCUCCUUAGCGCUCGGCCACGCCCCUCGGGCCACGCUCAGCUCACCCUGCCGCAACUAGCCCGCGCCUCUGCGCCUUCUCAGGCCCCUCCUCUUUCGGUCGAGCCCUUCACGUCUCCUAGGCCCCAUUCUUACCCUUUGGAAUGCCUUUCGUAGGACCCCCCUCCCCCUUUCUACCCCUUUCCGCGUUUUAUUUCUCCCAGACUUGUGCCUGCGUUGGCUCUGCGGGGACGUCCCUGCCACUUUGGGUGACCCCUGUCCCUCCUCCGCAGAAGAGCGGACUCGCACCACCGUCCUAGCCCGGGGAGGGAGUAGAGUGAAUCUUCGGCGCCCGUUUUACGACAGCGUGCGGCUGCGCGGCGCGGCUGACGGCAACGCCGCGCGCGCUGCUCUUGGAGAGGUCACUCCGGAGACGGCGUUGGUUUUGGGGUGUGGGGGGUUGGUGGCACUAUGUGGCGCGUCUGUGCUCGAGGGGCCCAGAAUGUAGCCCCGAGGACAGGACUUGGGGCUCGGUGGACGGCCUUGCGGGAGGGACCAGAAGCUCCAUGUGUGACCCCGCGAUCUGUCCCGGCUCGGGUUCGUUGUCAGAGCGUGAGCACAGGGUAUGGUGGGGUCCGGGCACUGUGCGGCUGGACCCCCAGCUCUGGAAUCACGUCGCGGAACCACUUACUGCUGCAGCUUUUUGGAUCGACCAGCCGCCGCUGUUACAGUCUCCCCCCGCAUCAGAAGGUUCCAUUGCCUUCUCUUUCCCCCACAAUGCAGGCAGGCACUAUAGCCCGUUGGGAAAAAAAAGAGGGGGAAAAAAUCAAUGAGGGUGACCUAAUUGCAGAGAUUGAAACUGAUAAAGCCACGGUUGGAUUUGAGAGCCUGGAGGAGUGUUACAUGGCAAAGAUACUUGUUGCUGAAGGUACCAGAGAUGUUCCAGUUGGAGCAAUCAUUUGUAUCACAGUUGGAAAACCUGAGGAUAUUGAGGCCUUUAAAAAUUAUACGUUGGAUUCUUCAGCAGCACCUCCCCCGCAAGCAGCCCCAGCACCAACCCCUGCUGCUCCUUCACCACCUACACCUUCUGCUCAGCCUCCUGGUAGCUCAUAUCCCACUCACAUGCAGGUACUUCUUCCUGCCCUCUCUCCCACCAUGACCAUGGGGACAGUUCAGAGAUGGGAGAAAAAAGUGGGUGAGAAGCUGAGUGAAGGAGACUUAUUGGCAGAGAUAGAGACUGACAAAGCCACUAUAGGUUUUGAAGUACAGGAAGAAGGUUAUCUGGCAAAAAUCUUGGUCCCUGAAGGUACAAGAGAUGUCCCUCUAGGAACUCCACUUUGUAUCAUUGUAGAAAAAGAGGCAGAUAUAGCAGCAUUUGCUGACUAUAGGCCAACUGAAGUAACAGAUUUAAAACCACAAGCACCACCACCUACCCCACCCCCAGUGGCCACUGUUCCUCCAUCUCCCCAACCUUUAACCCCUACUCCUUCAGCCCCCUGCCCAGCUACUCCUGCCGGACCAAAGGGAAGGGUGUUUGUUAGCCCUCUUGCAAAGAAGUUGGCGGCAGAGAAAGGGAUUGACCUUACACAAGUAAAAGGGACAGGACCAGAUGGUAGAAUUACCAAGAAGGACAUUGACUCUUUUGUGCCUACUAAAGCUGCUCCUGCCCCAGCAGCUGCUGUGCCUCCCCUGGGUCCAGGAGUGGCGCCAGUUCCUACAGGUGUCUUCACAGAUAUCCCAAUUAGCAACAUUCGUCGAGUUAUUGCACAGCGAUUAAUGCAAUCAAAGCAAACCAUACCUCAUUAUUACCUUUCUGUUGAUGUAAAUAUGGGAGAAGUUUUGUUGGUACGGAAAGAACUUAAUAAGAUGUUAGAAGGAAGAAGCAAAAUUUCUGUCAAUGACUUUAUCAUAAAAGCUUCAGCUUUGGCGUGUUUAAAAGUUCCUGAAGCAAAUUCUUCUUGGAUGGACACAGUUAUAAGACAAAAUCACGUUGUGGAUGUCAGUGUUGCAGUCAGCACUCCUGCAGGUCUUAUCACACCUAUUGUGUUUAAUGCACAUAUAAAAGGACUGGAAACCAUUGCUAAUGAUGUUGUUUCUUUAGCAACCAAAGCAAGAGAGGGUAAACUACAGCCACAUGAGUUCCAGGGUGGCACUUUUACAAUAUCUAAUUUAGGAAUGUUUGGAAUUAAGAAUUUUUCUGCUAUUAUUAACCCACCUCAAGCAUGUAUUUUGGCAAUUGGUGCUUCAGAGGAUAAACUGGUUCCAGCAGAUAAUGAAAAAGGAUUUGAUGUGGCUAGCAUGAUGUCUGUUACACUCAGCUGUGAUCAUCGGGUUGUAGAUGGAGCAGUUGGAGCCCAGUGGCUUGCUGAGUUUAGAAAGUACCUUGAAAAACCUAUCACCAUGUUGUUAUAACUAACUCAAGAAUUUCUAGACUCUCCCUGGUGACAUUGAUUCAUUCUUAUCAAGAUAUUUAUCUGUUAUGAAACAGUUUGUUCUUUUCGUUUUAAAGUUAACCAGUUAUUUUUAUUAUUGAGUCUGUCCAGAUAAGUUAUUUGUAAUGAGCAUCACUGAAUUUUUAAAAUGUCAGUCACACCCAAAUAAUACGCACAUUUGAUAAUUACAUACCUGAUUUUAAGCUGUGUACCCCUAGUCAGGGGACAUGUGGCCUACCCCUUUGGUGAUAGGUACUUCCACUAGGAAAUGUAGUAUGAGUAGUAUUGUGGUUCCCUAGAGACAGGUACCUAAAAGAAACCUGGAUGAAACCUUGGAGUCCUGAAGUUUAAUUGCCUAAAUUAAUUGCUUAGAUGUGAGAGAAAGAGAAGUCAGGAAAAUUAGUUCUUUUGGAGGACAGGUUUCAAUUGAAGCUUGAGUUUCAAAUUUACCCCUGGUUUAAAUUUUUCUGUUACAUAAUCUUGGUUUAUCAUGGCUGGGAAGGGUAAAGAAUUUAAAGGAAAGUAAGUGACAUUUUAAAAUUCAACAUUUUCUUAGAUUUCUUCAAUUAUUGUUUAUUUUUCUAUGAAUCCCUAAAUGGUUGUUUUCCCCUCUUGAGAUGAUAUAAAUAUAAACUAGCUACUUGGUAUACAUGAGAAUUUGUGUGGGUAUUUAUUUAAACUUAAAUGUGUAAUUCUGAGUACAGAAUUCUAUAGUUGCCUCCAAAUAAAAGAACAUGCUCAUAGAAUUUAAUAGAAGUUGUGAAAGUAGAAUUUCCCCUCUAAGAUUAACUGGUAGUUGAUUGCAAAUGAACCAAAUUACCAGAAUUUAUUACUCAAAUAACUCUGGAAAACUCUUGUCAAAUAACUAUGGAAUAUAUAUGGAAUAAGUGUACAUAUGUAAAAUAUGGUUACUAGAGUUGUAUAUGUGCCAAAGUCCAUUUAUCACCAAGUCCUAUCAGAAAAGAAGACAGGGAGAGAUACAGUGAUAAACAGUUUAGAGUACUAAAAAAUGUCCAAUACAAAAAUGGUCAUUUCUACUUGGAUAAAGCCAAAAAAGUUAAAUGUACAUUAAAAAAGUAUUCUGUGGAAACUCAGCAUUGUCUCAUGUAAAAUAAGAAGGCCCUGAAAUCCUGUUGGAAAGAAAAAAUUAAGUCAUUACCUUAUCAGCCUAAAUACUUAUUUUCAUUUUUUUGUUUUUGUCUUUCUUUUGGAGGGAAGGAGGAGGUGAUAUUCAGGAUAAUAAAAAUGAAUUGGGAACAUGAUCACAAUUCCAGACUUUCUACUGAUGUGUUUUAAUACAUGUUUGGAAUUAUUUGUGACUAUUUAAAAUAAAUCUGACUAGUGCUUUCUUGUA
Messenger RNA from Lemur catta (Ring-tailed lemur), 3978 nucleotides. RefSeq names its product dihydrolipoamide S-acetyltransferase (gene DLAT). Gene Ontology annotation, cellular component: pyruvate dehydrogenase complex. Bases 664 to 2604 code for a protein of 646 amino acids. Gene Ontology annotation, biological process: pyruvate decarboxylation to acetyl-CoA. The record is from RefSeq and is a predicted model, not a curated record. NCBI's taxonomy places the organism in Eukaryota, Metazoa, Chordata, Mammalia, Primates, Lemuridae. The transcript has 14 exons. Gene Ontology annotation, molecular function: dihydrolipoyllysine-residue acetyltransferase activity.